GUGACACACCCGGAAGUGAUGUAGAGUCAUCAGACUCUCGGAAAACAACAGAACCAGGACCAGGCGGACCCUGGUUCCGGACCUUAUCCGGAGUUUACCCGGUUAAGGGUCAGUGAAGCGGACAGACAUGUGGAUCGAACCGGAGGAGGUUCUGCUGGCCGGAGCUCUGUGGGUGUCGGAGCGGGCCAACCCGUUCUUCAUCCUGCAGAGGAGGAGGGGGCACGGCCGUGGAGGGGGGCUGUCCGGUCUUCUUGUUGGGACUCUGGAUGUGGUUCUGGACUCCAGCGCCAGGGUGGCUCCCUACAGAAUCCUGCUGCAGACUGCGGACUCUCAGAUCUACUGGAACAUCGCCUGUGGCUCGUCGAGGAAGGAGAUCACAGAGCACUGGGAUUGGCUGGAAUCCAACCUGCUGCAGACAAUCUCCAUCUUUGACAACGAUGAAGAUGUCAUCACCUUUGUCAAAGGAAAAAUAUCUGGCAUCAUCGCCGAGGAAAACCGGCUGAAGCAGAGCGAGGAGCAGGAGGAGGACAGUGGGAAGUUUCGAGAGGCGGAGUUGAAGAUGAGGAAGCUCUUUGGGAUGCCUGAUGAGGAGAAGCUGGUGAACUAUUACUCCUGCAGCUACUGGAAGGGUCGAGUACCUCGACAGGGCUGGCUCUACCUGUCCAUCAACCACUUGUGCUUCUACUCCUUCUUGCUGGGAAAGGAAGUGACUCUGGUCGUGCCGUGGACCGAGGUGACCCAGCUGGAGAAGAAUGCCACCCUGGUGUUUCCAGAAAGUGUCCGUGUGAGCACCCGCAACGCCGAGCAUUUCUUCUCCAUGUUCCUGAACAUCAAUGAUACCUUCAAGCUGAUGGAACAGCUCGCCAACAUCGCUAUGCGGCAGCUGCUUGACAACGAGGCGUUCGCUGCCGACCGCUCGCUUCCUAAAGCCUGCAAGACACUGAAGAACGUCUCUGCUCUGAAGAGGGACUUUGACGCCCGAGCUAAAAACGAGUGGUACCGAUCCAUGUUCCGGCUGACGCAGGACGAGCGGCUGGAUGGACACACGGACUGCACGCUGUGGACACCGUUCGCCAAGAUGCACGUGGUUGGACAGCUGUUCAUCUCCAACAACUACAUCUGCUUCAGCAGCAGAGAAGAAGACCUGUGUCAGCUCAUUAUCCCACUCAGAGAAGUGACCGUCGUGGAGAAGGCAGACAGCAGCAGCGUCUUGCCAUGUCCCGUCUCCAUCAGCACCAAGAACAAGAUGAACUUCUUGUUCGCCAACCUCAAAGACAGGGACUUCCUGGUUCAGCGAAUCUCUGACUUCCUGCAGCGAACACCUGACAGCUUGUGGGGCGACACCAACCCUCUGUCUCUGAUUGGUUCCUCGGGGUCCCACAACGUCCCUCUGUCCUCAUCUACAGGAUCUGAUUCCGUCCAGAAGGGGCGCCAUUACCACCCGGGUCUGCCUACUGCCAGACAGAGUCUGCUGCAGCUGUACCACAGAGAUGGUCCAGAGGACCUUGGUCCAAAAGCUAUGAAGGAGAGAAUGAAGGAGGAGGCGUGGAACAUCCAUUUUUCAGAGUUCGGUCGAGGUGUCUGCAUGUAUAGAACCUCCAGAACCAGAGAACUGAUCCUCAAUGGGAUCCCAGAAUCCCUGAGGGGGGAGCUGUGGCUGCUGUUCUCUGGAGCUCAGAAUGAGAUGGCGUCCCAUCCUGGUUACUACGGCGACCUGGUGGAGCAGACCAUGGGGCUGUGCUCAUUGGCUACGGAAGAGAUCGAACGUGACCUUCAUCGCUCGAUGCCUGAACACAGAGCCUUCCAGAACGAGAUGGGUAUUGCUGCGCUGCGCCGGGUACUCACAGCCUACGCUCACCGGAACCCAAACAUUGGAUACUGCCAGGCCAUGAACAUCGUCACCUCCGUCCUGCUGCUCUACUGCACCGAGGAGGAGGCCUUCUGGCUGCUGGUGGCGCUGUGUGAGCGCAUGCUGCCUGACUAUUAUAACACCCGGGUCGUAGGAGCUCUGGUGGACCAGGGGGUGUUUGAGGAUCUGACCCGGGCCUUCUUGCCCCAACUCUAUGAACACAUGCAGGAACUAGGAGUGAUCACCACCAUCAGCCUGUCCUGGUUCCUCACCUUGUUCCUGUCCGUGAUGCCGUUUGACAGCGCUGUCCUGUUGGUCGACUGCUUCUUCUAUGAAGGGAUCAAAGUAAUUUUCCAGGUGGCGCUGGCUGUCCUGCAUGACAACAUGGAUGCUCUGCUGUCCUGCAGCGAUGAGGGGGAGGCUAUGACGAUCCUGGGCAGGUACCUGGAUAAUGUUGUGAACAGACAGACAGUGGCUCCGCCCAUCCCUCACCUGCACGCCCUGCUGACGAGCGGAGACGACGCUCCCCCUGAGAUCGAUGUCUUCGACCUCAUCAAGGCAUCCUAUGAGAAGUUUGGCAGCCUGCGCGCUGAUGUCAUUGAGCAGAUGAGAUUUAAGCAGAGGUUGAAGGUCAUCCAGUCUUUGGAGGACACAGCGAAGAGGAGUGUGGUUAGGGCGAUGAUGACGGAGUCGGCGUUCAGCAUUGAGGAGUUGGAGGAGCUUUACUGUCUCUUUAAGUCCAAACACAUGACCAGCUGUUACUGGGGCUCCAGCAGCUCAGCGGCAGAGCGCCACGAUCCCAGCCUGCCAUACUUGGAACAGUACCGGAUCGACCCGGUUCAGUUCUCACAGCUCUUCUCGGCCCUCUCUCCCUGGGUCUGUGGAAGCCACACCCCCAUGCUGUCAGCCCGCCUCUUCCGGCUGCUGGACCAGAACCAGGAUGGGCUGGUGAACUUCAAAGAGUUCAGCUCUGGCCUCGGUGGGAUGUAUCACGGAGACAUGAUGGAGAAAAUGAAACUGCUCUACAAGCUGCAUCUCCCACCAGCUCUGUGUGCUGAGGAGGCGGAGAAUGCUUUGGAGGCAACACACUUCUUUACUGAUGACGAACAACAAGAAUCUUCCUUCCUGUCUGAUCUGGACUCUAUGCAGCAGCAGGAUAUGACAUCAGGUGAGGAACUGAAGGAUGGAGGAGAAGACGGUGAGGAGAAGAAAGAGGCGAAGGACUACAGGUACUACCUGAGGAUGUGGGCUAAAGAGAAGGAGCCCAGGAGAGAAACCAUCAAAGACCUGCCCAGGAUGAACCAGGAACAAUUCAUCGAGCUAUGUAAGACCCUGUACAACAUGUUCAGCGAGGAACCAUCUGAGCAGGAGCUCUACCAUGCCAUUGCCACCGUCGCCAGCCUGCUGCUGCGCAUAGGAGAGGUCGGCAAGAGGUUUGGCAACGGCGCCAAGAAGUCUGAGACUCAGGCCCAGCCUCCUGCUCAUCAGGGGGAGGAAGGGCCCGGCGAAGGAACGUCAACUGAGGCUCAGGUGUGCCGGGCUCUGGCCGAUGCCCAGCUGGAACCGCCGACGCAGCAGACGUCCGACGAGGAAACGAAAGACGACACGUCUGUCUCCUCGUACUCUGUGGUGAGCUCCGGCUCUCUGCAGUGCGAGGACAUUGCUGAUGACACCGUGCUGGUCAGUGGCGAGCAGAGGCGGGGCAGCGCGCUGGAUGCAGAUUGGUCAAUCACCUUCGAGCAAGUGCUGGCUUCACUGUUGACAGAGCCAGCGCUUGUUGAAUAUUUCGAGAAGAAGAUGGACAUCCAGGCCAAAAUAGCUGCCUGUAAGGCUCAGCGGGCUGUGGAGCGCCGGUUAAGCUCCGCGUUUGACCACGAACUCCUCCAGCAUUCCUCCUGACUCACCUGGUCACCUGACUGACCUGAUCAUCUAAUCGCUUGCCUACCUUUCUGACCACCUCACUGAUCACCUCACCACUCAAUCACCUGACCUCCUGAUUGGUCUCCUGACCUGUGUUCAUUGUGUCCAUUUGAUUCCUACCAAGAAUCAGCUGAUUGGAACAUCGCUUAUGAUGUCACCAUGAUGGUGGCUCUGAUUGAUCAGUGAUUUUUACCAUGAAGUCACUGACACCUAUGAUGUCAUCUUGUGAAAUUCUGCAGGUGUUUCAUAGUAAAAGCUUUUCUGGCUGUGGAUUGUGAGGCUUUUAUUGUGAGAGAGAAGCUGGGAGUGUUGGUCAUUGAUCUCUGAUUGGUUCCUCAAACUACUGCAGAACCAAAGCAAACAGGUGAACAGGUGUGUUCCACCAUGUUUGUCUCAUGACCUUGUAGUGAAGAUUUCAGAGUGGUGACAUCACAGGAAGUUGAUUUACGUCCUUCUCUUCAUGGGUUUUAAGAAAAUAAUGGCUGAAAGAAAGCAAACAGUUCAGUGUUUAUUGUUUCCUGUGUACUUCCUGUCCACAGUGACGUCACAGUAUUUUUAUCUGCCUGCUUUUAAAUCUGUUGUAUUGAUCAGUUACUCAUCUGUUCUAAUAAACCAAGAGGAAACCUC
Molecule: messenger RNA, 4396 nt
Organism: Girardinichthys multiradiatus
Lineage: Eukaryota; Metazoa; Chordata; Actinopteri; Cyprinodontiformes; Goodeidae
Product: TBC1 domain family member 9B
Exons: 23
Coding region: 128-3748 (1206 amino acids)
Molecular function (GO): calcium ion binding
Source: RefSeq, a predicted model, not a curated record